AUGAAUAUCCGUUGUGCGAAGCCCGAAGACCUGAUGAACAUGCAGCACUGCAAUUUGCUCUGUCUGCCGGAAAACUAUCAGAUGAAGUACUACUUCUACCAUGGCUUGACGUGGCCCCAGGUCAGCUAUGUGGCGGAAGACGAUAAGGGCAACAUCGUCGGGUACGUGCUUGCGAAAAUGGAAGAACCGGAACCGGGCGAGGAGAGCACGCACGGUCACAUAACAUCGCUGGCAGUCAAACGUUCCUACCGGAGGCUGGGGCUUGCACAGAAGCUCAUGAACCAGGCGUCGAAGGCGAUGGUGGAGUGCUUCAACGCUCAGUAUGUGUCGCUGCAUGUGCGCAAGUCGAAUAGGGCUGCCUUAAACCUGUACACCAACUCGCUGGGCUUCAAGAUACUGGAGAUCGAACCGAAGUACUACGCCGACGGCGAGGAUGCUUACUCGAUGCGGCGCGAUCUUUCCGAGCUGGCGGUUCCGAGUCCGGCAGCUGCAGAGCAAGCUCCGGCGGAGACCGCUGAAGAACGGGAAGCAAUGAUGAACGAGAUGCACGAACGUUGGGGUGCGGGCAUUCACGGAGUAGAGGUUUCGAGAGGACAUCAUGGACACUGCUGUUAGUGAGGGAUCGUUGGGAGCAAUUUGCUCACCCGGUAACUGGACAAACAAAACGCUUUUAAAUGCUGCUAGGCCCAGCGGUAUACAAGUGCGAAUAGAAAGGGGAAAAAGGGCAAUAAAGUAAGGAUCUUUCAAGUAAAGGUUGUCUUCGUUCUCCCAA
Molecule: messenger RNA, 772 nt
Organism: Anopheles coustani
Lineage: Eukaryota; Metazoa; Arthropoda; Insecta; Diptera; Culicidae
Gene: vnc
Product: N-alpha-acetyltransferase daf-31
Exons: 1
Coding region: 1-615 (204 amino acids)
Biological process (GO): N-terminal peptidyl-glutamic acid acetylation
Cellular component (GO): NatA complex
Molecular function (GO): protein N-terminal-serine acetyltransferase activity; protein-N-terminal-glutamate acetyltransferase activity
Source: RefSeq, a predicted model, not a curated record